This is a messenger RNA of Puccinia graminis f. sp. tritici CRL 75-36-700-3, 1467 nucleotides long. RefSeq lists its product as uncharacterized. The record is from RefSeq and is a predicted model, not a curated record. Gene Ontology annotation, molecular function: 1-acylglycerol-3-phosphate O-acyltransferase activity. NCBI's taxonomy places the organism in Eukaryota, Fungi, Basidiomycota, Pucciniomycetes, Pucciniales, Pucciniaceae. The transcript has 7 exons. Bases 104 to 1123 code for a protein of 339 amino acids. Gene Ontology annotation, cellular component: endomembrane system.
CAAUGAACUCCAUCCAACAAGAAAACUCAUAGAAGCAAAAACAGGAAACCGCAAACACAAACUAGAGUCAAACGACCGGAUUUCAGUGGACCAGCUCUCCAAGAUGGGAAUAGAAAUACAUCCGGUGAUCCGAAUGGUGUUCUACUUUGCCUGGUUCUUCCUCAUCUGUCUGGUUGCCAAUCUGCUAUUCAUCCUCACCUCGAUCCUCAUCAUGCCCUUCGACGAACUUCGGGCAUACAUCAUCAAUUCGCAUAUCGCCUUCUUCUUAUGGAAUCGAAUGCAAUACGUCUUCGAAUACCGUCAUGGGGCUUCCAUCACCUUCUCCGGUGACGUAAUCCCUGCAAAUGAGAACGCAAUCGUCGUUGCAAACCACUUAUCGUAUUCGGAUUUCUAUUUAAUUAACGGUCUUGCGGCUCGAAAACGAAUGUUACCAUACGGGCGAUGGUUUGUCAAGUCCUCUCUGAAGUGGCAACUGCCGAUCUUUGGCUGGAGUAUGUAUUUGAUAGGAAUGGUGAUGGUGACUAGGGAUUGGUUAAAGGAUUCUGAUUCAAUAAGUCAAGCUUUCAGAGGAUUAAAACAACCUCCUGGGAUUGGCAAAAAGGUCUGGUUAGUGAGCUUCCUCGAAGGCACCAGAAUGACACCCGAAAAACUAGAAAAGAGUCAAAAAUAUUGUCAAGAAGAUGGCAAGACAGUGUUAAGAAACGUGCUUGCAGCUCGCACUAAAGGUUUUAUAGCAGCCGUGAGAGAGUUACGUCGGAGCCAAGUAACUCAUGUCUAUGAUGUAACCUUGGCUUAUAACGGACCGAACGGAUUUGGAAAGGCACCAGACUUGGUGACGAUCAACAGCAUGAGUAGGUUGAGUCCGAAAUACAAGUUCCAUAUCCAUACCCGACGAUGGGCGAUAGCAGAACUCCCAGAGGAUGAAGCUGAAUUGAAAGCUUGGAUCGAGAAAGUAUGGAUAGAAAAAGAUGAAUUACUCGAAGGACUCAAGAACGAAUGGGUGAAUUGGAAAGGACUCAUCGGCUGGGGCGCUAAAGCCGCUGGGCAGUCUGGAGCUUGUGGGGUCUACCGCGAUUCGCUGUAUCCUCCCCCUCCGAUCAAACCUCCGACUAAACUCGAUUGAAGUCCUUGUCAGUUUCUGUGAUUUGGUUAUAUGUUUUUUUCAGAAAUUUUCCCCUCCCACACGAUUUGAUUCGUUCUAUUCAUCCGAUCCAUGCAUGUAUUAUGAACCUCAUGUAUUCAGCCACUUUGCACCAUUGUUGGGUUUUAUAAAUCAUCCCCCCCCCCAUAGAUCUUCCGUCAAGUCAGUCGCAAGCCAAUAUGUUUUUGUUUUGUAUUAAAUUCUAUUAUAGAAAUAUGUAGCACUAAGCUUUCGGUUGGCAGUAAAGAAUCCAUUUGGUUGUUAAAAAUUUUAAGAAGAUAAGUGAAUCAAUUUCGCUAGGUUGAGAAUUGUCCUCAGGAUCAGAU